AGAAAAACAUUGGAAUAUAUUAUAUAAGUUUUUAAUUUAACCUUUUGCAUUAAAGGACAAAAUGGAAGACGAUGGAACCACCAACAAAUGCAAGAAACACUACGUGAAUUUCUACAAGCAAGAGAGCAUAGUGGAAGACAUACCCGAAACUCACGUUCUGAAAUCGAUCGAAAAGAAACUCGGCACGAACCACUACUGUUUGCUCACCUACAAGACAGAAAUCAUCGAUAAACGAUUGGGUUUCUUGGGAGAUUACUGCUAUUUGCAGGUGUCCUAUUUGAACGAGCACGGCGCCAAGGAGAACUCCUCGUUCUUCGUCAAGUACUUCCCUACCGCCGAGAUCUUAGCCCGCCUGGCGAGAGAACUGGGCUCCUUCGAAAAGGAAUCAUUCGUUUACAAGUUGUUCAAGCAGUUCGCGAAAGACGACAUCAACAUCAUCGACAACGUAGCGACGAAAUGUUACGUUUGCAAGUGCGAUUCUUAUGUAAUUUUAGAAAAUCUGGCGGAUUGUUCCUUCGAACCCGCCGACAAACGCGCCGAUUUGGAUUACGAUACGGUUUUGGUGGUGCUACAAGCCCUAGCGCAAUUGCACGCCAGCAGUAUCGUGUACGAGAUCAAAUCCGGCAAAAAGUUAAUCGAGUCGUAUCCGGGUGAAUUGGUGGAGUCGUUCUACAACGCGACCAACCGGAAGAACACAGAAGCCUCGAUCAAAGGCAUCUCCGAGAGCAUCGGCCUGUUCGACUUGGACGGUCCGUUGAAGAACGGCAAGCGAUUCUCCGACGUGGCCGGGUGUUUGUGCGGCGAAAUCGACGAUUUGGUGAAACCCAGCGGGAAGUACAGAAACGUUCUAACGCACGGCGAUUUGUGGGCGAACAACGUUAUGCUAAAGCGCGACGAAAAAUCCGGAAAAGCCGUCGGUUGUAAAUUAGUGGACUUCCAAUGCGCGCGUUACGCUCCGCCAGCUUACGAUGUACUCUCGUUUAUCUAUUUAACCACCAGUAGGGAAUUCAGGCGACAGCACUUGUACGAACUAACUGGCAUUUAUUACAGUUACUUGGAGAGGAAUCUGAAGCGCUUCGGCUGCAACAUCGACGAUAUACUAUCGUUCGAUGAUUUCAUGGAAAGUUGCGAGGUGGCGAAGAAAUUCGCCAUCGUCUUGGCGGCGUUUUACUUUCCCCUGGUGCUCAUUGAUAACGAGAAAAUCGAGGAGUACUUCGCCGACGAGGAAUUGAACGCGAAGGCUAUUUUCGAUAAUAGGAUCCAUCUGGUUUUAAAGCAUAAGGACGAAGACGAGUUUUACCGAAAUAGAAUCGUGCAGUCCUUGCAGGAUUUGAAGGAAUUGUGCCAAAACUACGAGAAUUGAGUCGUAAUCAGAAAAUUAAUUAUAAUAAUUAGAAUCAAAAGAGCGCGUAAUAGAAUUGUGGAAAACGAAAAGAGAUGACGAUGAUAAUGACAAUGAAAAUGUGUAGAGGAAGUUUGUACGAUUAACGCAUUACAGACAGUUUCUUAUAAUACAAUUAUAUACUAAAUACAAUUGAAUAUAUUAGAAAAUAUAAUGUACUGUUUGCUCUAAAAUAAAUAGAUACC
This is a messenger RNA of Phyllotreta striolata, 1587 nucleotides long. Lineage: Eukaryota; Metazoa; Arthropoda; Insecta; Coleoptera; Chrysomelidae. The record is from the annotation of a GenBank genome assembly.